Messenger RNA from Drosophila yakuba, 376 nucleotides. Its product is annotated as kappaPI-actitoxin-Avd3b. Gene Ontology annotation, molecular function: serine-type endopeptidase inhibitor activity. The coding region runs from base 41 to 277 and encodes 78 amino acids. Lineage: Eukaryota; Metazoa; Arthropoda; Insecta; Diptera; Drosophilidae. The record is from RefSeq and is a predicted model, not a curated record. The transcript is spliced from 2 exons.
UAGCUAUUUAUUGUUUUUAGUUUCUUUUAAUUUCUUCACCAUGCUGUUCAAGAUAUUGUGGCUCCCCGUUCUUUUGGUGCUCUGUCUACAGCAGAGUCUUUCGAUCAAACCCAGAUGCCUUAAGCCACUGGAUGUGGGCAAAGGUAAGGCGUAUCUGCGCAAUUGGUUCUACAACUCCACAUCGCAGCGGUGCCAAAGGUUCAUCUUCUAUGGUGGUGAGCGGAAUGGCAACAACUUCAAUAGCCAAGCUCUUUGUCGCAAAAUUUGCCUAGCCUAAGUGUCUGCCAAUUAAUUUGAACUCCACUGGUGUUUGAAAGGAACAACGAUUUGAAUCGAACAAUACCUAAUAAAUGAGACUUACGAGUAAAUAAGUUAA